Ilex paraguariensis (yerba mate) is the source of this 1830-nucleotide messenger RNA. Lineage: Eukaryota; Viridiplantae; Streptophyta; Magnoliopsida; Aquifoliales; Aquifoliaceae. The record is from the annotation of a GenBank genome assembly.
AUGCCACAGAGUUCAACAGAGAUGGACUUUUUCUCUGAAUAUGGUGAUGCAAAUAGGUACAAAAUUCAGGAGGUUAUAGGAAAAGGAAGCUAUGGUGUUGUUUGCUCAGCAAUUGACACUUACACCGGUGAAAGGGUGGCAAUAAAGAAAAUCCACGGUAUUUUUGAACACAUCUCUGAUGCGGCUCGAAUUCUCCGUGAGAUAAAACUGUUGAGGCUUUUAAGACAUCCCGACAUUGUUGAGAUUCAGCACAUUAUGCUACCACCUUCAAGAAGAGACUUUAGAGAUAUUUAUGUUGUUUUUGAGCUAAUGGAGUCGGAUCUUCACCAAGUCAUCAAAGCUAAUGAUGAUUUGACACGGGAACACUAUCAGUUUUUUCUUUACCAGUUGCUUCGUGCUCUGAAGUAUAUUCAUACAGCAAAUGUCUACCAUCGAGAUUUGAAGCCUAAAAAUAUAUUGGCCAAUGCAAAUUGUAAACUCAAAAUUUGUGAUUUUGGGUUGGCGAGAGUUGCAUUCAGCGACACACCUACAACAAUAUUUUGGACGGAUUAUGUUGCUACAAGAUGGUAUAGAGCUCCGGAACUAUGUGGGUCAUUCUUCUCUAAGUAUACACCCGCAAUUGAUAUCUGGAGUAUAGGCUGCAUAUUUGCUGAGGUUUUAACAGGCAAGCCACUUUUCCCUGGAAAGAAUGUUGUUCACCAGCUGGAUUUGAUGACUGAUCUGCUUGGGACACCGUCAAUGGAUACCAUUUUACGGGUACGAAAUGAAAAGGCAAGAAGAUACCUUACUAGCAUGAGAAAGAAACAGCCUGUGUCUUUUGUACAGAAAUUUCCUAAUGCAGAUCCCUUAGCACUACGACUAUUAGAAAGGCUUCUGGCUUUUGAUCCCAAGGAUCGGCCAACUGCUGAACAGGCUUUGGCUGAUCCUUACUUCAGGGGACUGGCCAAAGUUGAGAGGGAACCAUCUUGCCAACCAAUUACAAAGAUGGAAUUUGAGUUUGAGAGGCGAAGGUUUACAAAGGAGGGCAUACGUGAAUUAAUUUUCCGCGAGGUACUAGAAUACCAUCCUCAGCUGCUUAAAGAUUACGCAAAUGGGAUUGGAAGAACAAAUUUUCUCUAUCCGAGUGCUGUUGAUCAAUUUAGAAAACAAUUUGCACAUCUAGAAGAAAAUGGUGGUGAAAGCGGGCCGGUGAUUCCGCUUGAGAGAAAGCAUGUCUCUCUACCUAGGUCUACCAUUGUACACUCAAAUACGAUCCCUCCAAAAGAACAACUAAAUGUUGCUACCUUAAAAGAUCAGCAAGUUGAUAAAGAUUUGUGCAAUAGGAAGUCUAGAAAUUCAGAUGGAAUAAACGGGAGUUUGACAAGAAACUCACAGGCUCCACAGAAGAUCCCACUGGCCAAACCUGGAAAAGUUGUGGGGCCAGUUGUGUCAUAUGAGAGUGGAAAUGUCAGCAAAGAGUGUUAUGAUCCUAGAACAUUGGUCAGAAUGCUCCCUCCCCAAGUUAUCCCAACAACAUAUUGUCAUGGGCGGAGUGGCCCAGGAAAGCAGGAAAGAUCAGUGACAGGGAAGGAAUCGUCUUUGCAAACUAAACAUAUCCCUCAAUGUGGCAUGGCCCCCAAAUUAGCCCCGGAUAUUGCCAUCAACAUUGACACCAAUCCAUUUUAUAUGACGAGGGCUGGAGUGAUGAAGAGGGACCAUCUGGAUGACAGAAUGGCAAUCGAUACAAACUUGUUGCAGGCUAAAGCUCAGUACAGCGGGAUUGGUGCCAUUGCUGCUGCUGCACACAGAAAAGUAGGUACGCUUCAGUUCGGAAUGUCCAGGAUGUACUAG